AACCGUCAUUUUCCUACUCGCCCUCUGACAUCAGCCACCUUCUCUGUAGCUACAGUUUCUCUGCACUCAAAUUAAUCCCUGGCAACGAAAAAUGAGCCUCUCCCCCACCCCUGCAGCCGCCUUUCUCCUCACGCCCCCAGAGAAGAGUUUCUUCGCGAGGCAGCCGGUGAAGGUUUUUUUCCAAGUCACAUGAUCCAGGAUGCAGGGGAGAAUCCUUCUUGGAACCGAGAUGGGCCCAGAACCGAAUUAGAUGAGAGAUAAGGUGUGAUGUGGGGAAGACUAUAUAAGAAUGGACCCAGGGCUUCAGCAAGCAUUCAACCGAGUGGCCCCUGCUCAAGACACAGCCAUGCAUGUGCCAGCGGGCUCUGUCACCAACCACCUGGGAACCACUAGCCGCAGUUACUUCUAUUUCACCAUGGCCACGCUGGCUCUGUGUCUCGUCUUUGCCGUGGCAACCAUUAUGGUGUUGGUAGUUCAGAAGACGGACUCCAUUUCCACCUCAACGGGCCAAUUCUCCCUUAAAGGAGGAAAUUGCUCAGAAGACAUCUCAUGUAUCCUGAAAAGGGCUCCAUUCAAGAAGUCAUGGGCCUACCUCCAAGCGUCAAAGCAUAUAAACAAACCCGAGCUGACUUGGAACAAAGAUGGCAUUGUCCAUGGAGUCACGCAUCAGGACGGCAAUGUGGUGAUCCAGUUCCCAGGUUGGUACUUCAUUGUUUGCCAACUGCAGUUCCUCGUGAAAUGCACAAAAGGCUCUGUCGACCUAAAGUUGGAGCUUCUCAUCAACACAGAUGUGAAAAAGCAGACACUGGUGACAGUGUGUGAGUCUGGAGUGCAAACCAAAAGCAUAUACCAGAAUCUCUCUCAGUUUCUGCUGGAGCACCUGCAGGUCAACACCACCAUAUCAGUCAGGGUGGACAAAUUCCAGUAUGUGGAUACAAACACCUUUCCUCUUGAGAAUGUGUUGUCCGUCUUCUUAUACAGUAGUUCAGACUGAACUAUUUCUCCUGGCCUUCAGGAAGAAAGCAACUCUCCACCAUACAGUACUUCACCCAUCCAACACUUGGGCAGAAUGAAAACUUUACACCAAGACUGAAACCACAGAGCACAUUAAAUAGCAUGCUUCUCCUUCUGUCUCUUGAGAAGAUGCAGCUCCAGGCUUAAAAAGAGAGUUCUGAGUGAAGCAUCUUCCAGAGAGAAGGCAGGGAAACAAUGUGGUGUGGUGGACAGAGCCCCACAUGGGGACCAGAGGCAUGGAUUUACACCCCAGCCCAACCACUGACUCACUGUA
Rhinolophus ferrumequinum (greater horseshoe bat) is the source of this 1288-nucleotide messenger RNA. RefSeq names its product TNF superfamily member 8 (gene TNFSF8). NCBI's taxonomy places the organism in Eukaryota, Metazoa, Chordata, Mammalia, Chiroptera, Rhinolophidae. Bases 290 to 994 code for a protein of 234 amino acids. Gene Ontology annotation, biological process: immune response; CD8-positive, alpha-beta T cell differentiation. Gene Ontology annotation, cellular component: membrane. Gene Ontology annotation, molecular function: tumor necrosis factor receptor binding. The record is from RefSeq and is a predicted model, not a curated record. The transcript is spliced from 4 exons.